AUGUAUAUUCCCGACCUUCAGAAGAUCGCCACGGCCAGUCUGGCAUUUGCCGGCCUUCGAACCAGUAGCAAUAUCGUUUCCAAGGGCUCCGUUGUGGACUACGCCGUGGAGAAAUGCCUGGACAGCGACGGCCACGUGCGAUGCACGAAGCCUUUCCUCGUCUCCCAGGGCAGCUGCUACAAGAUUGAGUGGUCCACGGACGGAGCGCUGUCCCAUACUACCGUCGAAGUGCGAGAUGCCGGCAGCAACGAGAUUGUCUACUAUCGCGACACUAACGGCGAAUGGAGGCCUGACAAGGGCGAGCUGGUCUACCUUGAUUUUAAGCCCAAGAUCUGGAAGACGGGCAAUGACACUGUCGACUAUCAAGUUAGCAAGUGCGACAAAGAGGAAGAAUUGUAG
Ustilaginoidea virens is the source of this 399-nucleotide messenger RNA. RefSeq lists its product as uncharacterized. Bases 1 to 399 code for a protein of 132 amino acids. The record is from RefSeq and is a predicted model, not a curated record. The transcript has 2 exons. NCBI's taxonomy places the organism in Eukaryota, Fungi, Ascomycota, Sordariomycetes, Hypocreales, Clavicipitaceae.